CACACUGUCGAGACAUGAGACCAUCAAAAUCCGAUGGACGUAACGGUUCCGAGAAGCAACGGCUCGUCGAGGAGCUGCAUGCUCCGGCGAGAAGGAAUUUUCCACGAAGACGCGUCAUAGUUCGAGGAUACGAUGAUUUGUGGCAAGCCGACCUCGUUGAUAUGCGUGCAUACUCACGUUUCAACAGAGGCUACUACUACAUGCUUACAGUCAUCGAUGUGCUGAGCAAGCAUGCUUGGGCUAUGCCGCUUAAGACUAAAGGUGGAAGCGAGACGGCUAAUGCUAUCAGUGAGAUAAUUCGGGAGAGCGAUAGAUGCCCGAAAAACCUGCAAACUGGGUUAGAAUCCCCCUAUAUACCCUACUUAUGGAGGUUGUCGUUAUUUCUUAAAAUAGAACUCCCUGUUUAUUACACUAUCUUAUUCUACUAAUAUGAACAACUUUUGUCUGAAACACUUUUUGAUUUGCCUA
Molecule: messenger RNA, 468 nt
Organism: Vollenhovia emeryi
Lineage: Eukaryota; Metazoa; Arthropoda; Insecta; Hymenoptera; Formicidae
Exons: 2
Coding region: 15-428 (137 amino acids)
Biological process (GO): DNA integration
Molecular function (GO): nucleic acid binding
Source: RefSeq, a predicted model, not a curated record